GCCGGCCCGGUCCGGGUCUCCGUCUCUCUGCAGGGGAGCGGGGAGCGAGCUCGCCCACGCCCACGCCCCCCACACUCCCGGGCGCACACUCGGGCGCACACCCCUGCGCGCGCACGCCGCCACACACGGGCGCACGCACACCGCAGCCGGGCCAGGGACAGCCGUGUCGGCGGCGGCCCCGCGUGGUCCCGGGCGCACAACCGGUCCCCCCGAGGGCGCCACCGACCGCCCCGCCCCGCCCCGCCCCCCUAACCCGCGGAGCAGGGCGCCCAGUGGGCUGCAAAGUUUCGCCGCGCGAGUCCGCUGGGGCGUCGCGUCGGCUCAGGUUUGGCUCGGCUCCGCGGGGCUCCGGACGGCCGUGACCGCUGGCCCGCGGCUCGGGCGGCGAGGACGGACCUGCGCGCUCGCCUCGGGUCCCGCUCUACCCCGCGCCCCGCGCGGAUCUCAGCAUCCAGCGCCCCGCGCGCCCUCCCGCCGCCACAGGGUCGGUCCGCAGUCGCCGGUGUGCCCGCGAGUUCUCUCCUCCUCCCAGGCUUCGACCCUCCUUCGCCGCCGCCACCCACCAUGGCCCGUGGCCCCGCUGGGACGAGCCCGGGAAGGCGGCCCCAACUGUUGCCGCUGCUGCCUCUGCUUCUGCUGCUGCUCCGGGACGCGGGCGGCAGCCACCCGGCCCCCGCCUGGUCCGCCUCGCCUGCAGCCUCUGAUGGUCUGGCUGGGAUCAAGGACCCCUGGCGGUCCCUGGGGGACGCGGCCACCACUCUGGGCCCCGGCGCCCAAGACAUGGUCGCUGUCCACAUGCUCCGGCUUUAUGAGAAAUACAGUCGGAGGGGCGCGAGGCCAGGAGGGGGCAACACGGUUCGCAGCUUCCGGGCCCGGCUGGAAGUGGUUGACCAGAAGGCUGUGUAUUUCUUCAACCUGACUUCUAUGCAGGAUUCAGAAAUGAUCCUCGCGGCCACAUUCCACUUCUACGCAGAACCUCGGUGGCCCCGGGCACGAGAGGCCCCAUGCAAGCAGCGGGCCAAGAAUGUGUCCUGCCGCCUACUGCCCCUGGGCCUGCCCGCUCGCCAGCACCUUCUCUUCCGCAGUCUCUCUCAGAACACGGCCACACAGGGGCUGCUCCGCGGGGCCAUGGCCCUGGCGCCCCCGCCACGGGGACUGUGGCAGGCCAAGGACAUCUCCCCCAUCGUCAAGGCAGCCCGCCAAGAUGGCGAGCUGAUCCUCUCUGCUCAGCUGGAUCCUGGGGAGAAGGCCCCAGGGGUGUCCAGGCCCAGCCCGCACGCGCCCUACAUCCUCAUCUACGCUGACGACCUGGCCAUCUCGGAGCCUAACAGUGUGGCAGUGACACUACAGAGAUAUGACCCCUUCCAGGCUGGGGACCCGGAGCCCGGCGCUGCCCCCAACAGCUCGGCGGACCCCCGUGUGCGCCGGGCCACGCAGGCCACCGGACCCCUCCAGGACAACGAGCUGCCAGGGCUGGACGAGAGGCCGGCGCACGCCUCCCACGCCCAGCACUACCACAAGCACGAACUGUGGCCCGGCCCUUUCCGGGCGCUGAAGCCGCGGCCUGGGCGCAAGGACCGCCGGAAGAAGGGCCCGGAUGUGUUCAUGGGCUCCUCGAAGGUGCUGGACUUCGACGAGAAGACGAUGCAGAAAGCCCGGAGGAAGCAGUGGGCCGAGCCAAGGGUCUGCUCCCGCAGGUAUUUGAAGGUGGACUUCGCAGACAUCGGGUGGAACGAAUGGAUCAUCUUGCCCAAGUCCUUCGACGCCUACUACUGCGCCGGCGUGUGCGAGUUCCCCAUGCCCAAGAUGGUCCGCCCGUCCAACCACGCCACCAUCCAGAGCAUCGUCAGGGCUGUGGGCAUCAUCCCGGGCAUCCCAGAGCCUUGCUGCGUUCCCGACAAGAUGAACUCUCUUGGGGUCCUCUUCCUGGACGAGAACCGGAACGUGGUUCUGAAGGUAUACCCCAACAUGUCUGUGGAGACCUGUGCCUGCCGGUAAGACCAGCCACUCUGGGUGGAAGGAAAUCUCCGCCCCACCCCACAUCCAGCAGGGUAGCAUCCUCAGGGCCUUCUGGGGUGAGGCCUUGAUGAGGGGUGCAGCUGUAUAUGUGGGGCAGAGCUCAGAGGCACCCUGGCUGGGUCCCAGAAAGAUCUGUCCCCUGGGGCACAUUCUGGGGUCUCUCAUUGCCAAUGACUUAGCCCCCUACAUGCCAGUCUGAAUCCCCUGAAGGAAUCUGGGAAUUAGGUAUCGCCUGAAGGCUGCCCAUUGCCCAUCCCCUCUGCUCUGAAGACCUGAAAGCCGGAUGUGUCUGUAGUGUUGGCUUUUGUGACCAUCAUCUCAAAACCUUGGGAGAAGACUGCACCUGCUGUCUUCACAAGAAAGAACCUCUGUUUAAAGAAUCCGUUUAAAACACUCUGGGCCACAUACUGAUUCUGGAAAACAGGGCCUAAAUAACGGUAUAAACUUCCAAACUCUGCUGCAAAAGCUUUCACAGAAGCCGUAUGCACAUAUAACCAAUUUUGGUUUCUUUUUCUUAAUAUAUAUUUUAUUUUAAAACAAAGAGGAGGGGGUGGACGCCAUUCCCCGCAGAGGUAAUCGUGCCGGUUAAGUGUGCAUUGUUUAAACAUGUUUAUUGAAAUAACACCUACAAUAAUAUGUUGGAAUACUAAAAAAUAACCAAGAUUUUUAUAUUUUUGUAAAUUAUACUUUCUAUACUGUAGAUUGUGUAUGUUAUGUGUUUUUAUGGGAUGCUAAUAAAUUAAAGGUACAGUGGUAUCUUGAAAAA
Molecule: messenger RNA, 2785 nt
Organism: Acinonyx jubatus (cheetah)
Lineage: Eukaryota; Metazoa; Chordata; Mammalia; Carnivora; Felidae
Gene: GDF10
Product: growth differentiation factor 10
Exons: 3
Coding region: 565-1998 (477 amino acids)
Biological process (GO): BMP signaling pathway; SMAD protein signal transduction; osteoblast differentiation
Cellular component (GO): extracellular region
Molecular function (GO): cytokine activity; growth factor activity
Source: RefSeq, a predicted model, not a curated record